Musa acuminata subsp. malaccensis (wild Malaysian banana) is the source of this 1436-nucleotide messenger RNA. Its product is annotated as OVARIAN TUMOR DOMAIN-containing deubiquitinating enzyme 1. Lineage: Eukaryota; Viridiplantae; Streptophyta; Magnoliopsida; Zingiberales; Musaceae. Gene Ontology annotation, cellular component: nucleus. Gene Ontology annotation, molecular function: cysteine-type deubiquitinase activity; ubiquitin binding. Gene Ontology annotation, biological process: protein K48-linked deubiquitination. The record is from RefSeq and is a predicted model, not a curated record.
CAUAAUUAAGCGGAACUUCAUUUUUCCCUUUUCUUCCCUCUGUCUUCGAUUUCUUGUUCUCGAGACCACCAGACCAUAACGGGCGACAUGGCGAAGGAGGCGGAGGCGAGCGCGCGGAAGCGGAAGGCGAGCGACGAUGUCGGCCCCGAAGGAGAGGAGCCCGCUAUGCCAGAGCCGUCCCUCUUGGAGGUGGAAACCAAAUCGGGGGAGGAGGCCUCCAAUUCCAACCCUAAUCCCCGCGAUAACUUCCUCUUCGAAGACGACUACGGCUGCGCCAGCUUGUGCGACGACAACGUUGACAUCAUGCAACAUUACUCCGACAUCUGCGCCGUGGAUGCCGUCAAGAUUCCCUAUGUCGGCGACAAGGAACCUCUUUCCUCAUUGGCCAUUGAGUUUCAAUCAGGCAGCCCCAUUCUUCAGGAGAAGAUCAAGCUCCUUGCUGAACAAUAUGCUGCAUUGAGGCGAACACGAGGAGAUGGAAAUUGUUUCUAUCGAAGUUUUAUGUACUCCUACCUGGAGCAUAUUUUGGAGACACAGGACAAAGCUGAGGUUGAUCGUAUUUUGGCAAACAUUGAACAGUGCAAGAAGACACUACAAGUUCUUGGAUAUGCAGAUUUUACCUUUGAGGACUUCUUUUCAAUAUUUAUCGAGCAGCUGGAAAGUGUUUUGCAAGGGAGUCAAACCUCGAUAAGUCAUGAGGAGCUUCUGCGUAGGAGUUGUGAUCAAUCUAUUUCAGAUUAUGUUGUUAUGUUCUUCAGAUUUGUUACUUCUGGUGAAAUACGCAGACGAGCUGAGUUUUUUGAACCAUUUGUUGCUGGUUUAACAAAUACAAGUGUGGACCAGUUUUGCAAGGCUUCGGUGGAGCCAAUGGGAGAGGAAAGCGACCAUGUGCACAUCAUAGCUUUAUCUGAUGCUUUAGGUGUACCUAUUCGUGUGGUGUAUCUCGACCGGAGCUCAUGCGACCCCAGUGCCCCGACGGUGAACCAUCACGACUUCAUGCCUACCGAGAGCAGUACCUCAAACGUGUGUCUUUUGCCAAGACCCCGUGUGACCUUGCUGUAUCGGCCUGGCCACUACGACAUUUUAUACCCCAAGUGACUUUAAAGUUGCAGACUGAUAAAGGGUGGUCAAGCGAGAGACAUGGACCAACGUUGCACCACGGCCCAUUGUAUUGAUACGUGCAGUAGGGAGAUAUUUGGACGUCAGACUUGUUAGUGAUUAUCAUGGUCUAAGUGAAUCUUCUCCGCAUGCACGAAGUAUCGAGUGUUUCCUCCUUUCUGCCAUAAAAUCUAGUGAUACUCCUUUUAUAUCUUUUUGGUAAGGUUACUUAGAUUUUAUGACUAAAGGAUUGGGAAUCUUUUUAGCAAGAGCCACAACUAUUGGUUAAAAAGAAAACGAUUGAUUAAAGUUGAUCGAGCUGAAAUUUAGUACCUGCA